GCAAUUUUGUUCACCCUCCCUUAAAGAGAGUGAACAAAACCCUCUCUCUCAUUGGCUAAGAGAAGAGGGGGGACCACUAUUAACUCUUAUUAACCCAACCCAACCUAACCCAAGUCAGCUUUUGUUUCUUAAUUUCAAAAAAACCCCCUGAACAAGUUUUGCCUUUUCCACUUCUCCCCCUCCCUCAUGAACACGCUUAUUUUCUCAUGUUUUAGGAGUAGCCGAAAAAAGCCCUAAUCUCAAUAGAGAAGAACACCGAUGUCAGAAGAAGAACAAAUUGGGGUCGUAGAUGACUCCGUCGAACAGAGCUCUGUUCAAGCUUCGGAUGGUGAAGCCCUAAUCUCUUCUCUCUUGAAGACAAGAACGAUGAUGACAGAAGAAAAAGAAAUUAAUGUUGCUAUUGAAAUUAAACCCGUCGAACAGAGCUGCCUUCAUCUUCCAGACUUGAUGAAAGACUUUGAAUUUGCAGAUUUUGUGAAUCUGGGUUCAAGCAAUGAUAAGAAAGCUCAUGGAAUCGAUGAAGGGGAUAAUGGGUCAGUAGAUAAGGUUGAGGUUAUUGUGCCACAGUGUGGAAUGAUUUUUGAUACUGCGGAUGAGGCUUACAAUUUUUACAACAGAUAUGCGAGAAAAAUCGGUUUUAGUGUUAGGAAACAGAGGACAAACAAAAGUAAGGCUGAUCAAAAUAAAAUUUUGCGACAAGUACUUGUUUGUUCAUGUGAAGGGACAUACAAAAAAAUCAGGACUCCUAGGAAAAGAAGAGAAAAUCAGCAAUUUGAUUGCAAGGCAUUGCUUAAGUUUAAACUGAUUGGGGAUAAGUAUCAUGUAAUCCAGUUCAUGUCUGAUCAUACCCAUGAUCUUGUACCACCUCAGUUUGCCCAUUAUUUGAGAUCUCAAAGGAGAAUCGAGUUUUCCCAAGUUGGACUUAUCAACAAAAUGCACUCGUCAGGGUUCAAGCAAUCAGAUAUUUACUCUUACAUGAGUACAAAAGCUAGAGGUCCUCAGUAUCUUAACUUCAUACCCUCUGAUUGUUAUAAUUUGAUACAAAAGAAACGGGCUGGAUUUUUCAAAAGGGGCGAUUCACAAUGUCUUCUAGAGUACUUAAAGCAAAAAACUCAGGAGAAUAAGCAUUUCUUCUACUCUUUUCGCACUACUGAUGAGAAUGAAGCACGUGGUGUUUUCUUUUGUGAUGCUAAGUCAAGAAGGGAUUAUGGUUUAUUUGGUGAUGCAAUAUGUUUUGACACAACAUUUAGGACAAACAAUUACGAUAUGUUAUGUGCACCAAUUGGUGGCAUCAAUAAUCAUGGACAAACCACACUCUUUGGAUGUGGUCUAUUAGAUGGCGAAACAACGGAUGCAGUAACGUGGUUGUUUACCACUUUCUUGGAGGCCAUGGGAGGAAAGAAGCCGAUAUCUAUAUUUACGGAUCAAUCUAGAGCAAUUGCAAAUGCUAUUCGUGCUAUGUUUCCAGAUUUUCAUCAUGGAUUGUGUAUAUGGCAUAUCUAUCAACAUGCUGCCAAACACUUAUCCCAAGUCUUUGCUGGGUUUAAAUCAUUUACAUCACGAUUCAAAGCUUGCAUAUAUGAUGGAGAGACAAUUGAAGAAUUUUAAGAGAGUUGGAAAAAGUUACUUGUAGAUUUUAAGCUCACCGAUAAUGUGUGGUUGCAAAAGUUGUAUGAGUUUCGAGAAAAGUGGACUCAAGUUUAUAGUCAUGCUUAUUUUUGUGCCGGAAUGACUACAACACAAAGGAGUGAGAGCAUUAAUAAGUUUUUGAAGAAGUAUUUUGGGAGUACCUUUGUUCUUCGGGAGUUUGUCGAUCAAUAUGCUAAGGCCAUAGCUAGUAGGCAUGAAAAAGAAAGGGAAGCUGAAAUAAGACGCAGCAAACGUCACCGAUCUUAGUUUCUAAUUGGUCUGUCGAGUGUGAAGCAGCUGAAAAAUACACGAAAAAGGUGUCUACUUAUUCCAAAAAGAAUUCCAACAAGCUUUGGAUUUGUCUUUGAAUUUGAAAAACAAUGAUGGCACAAUUAGCACAUAUAUUGUUAAGGAGUUGGAGGGUUGGAAAAAAUUUCGCAAACUUGUAUGUAAUCCCUUGGAACAUUCCAUAUCAUGCACUUGUCAAAAAUUUGAAUUCCAUGGCAUUCUUUGCUCACAUGCAUUGGAGUUAUUUCGUCACUUACAAUAUGAAAGUUUGCCUCCUCGGUAUUAUUUGAAGAGAUGGACUAGGAAAAUUGUAGAUGAAGAUGUUUUUGACCUUCAUGGAGAUUUAAUUCCGAACGACAUUGAUCCUUCACUCACGAUUCGUUAUAGUGGAUUGUCGCAAUUUGUACAAAGAAUUGUAAGUAAGGGUUCGAAGUUUCUAGACAUGUCUUUUUUAACUGAGGUUGGAUUACUAGAGCUUGAAGCAAAAGUUGAAUCAUGGAUAAAUUCUAGGUGUGAGAAUCAUAACGUUGCAUCCAACGCACAGAAUAGUUCAACCUUAAAUGUGGAUGACGAGGCACCGUUGUGUGAUCCAACAAAGAGACAAUGUCGAGGUCAAGGUAACAAAAGAAAAAGAGGUUCAUUAGAAGAUAAACUGCCAAAUAAGAAGACUCCAUGUAAAAGAAAGGAUAAUUUUUUAACUUUUCAGGUAGCAAAGGGGAGGACUUCACAACCAAAGCAAUGACUAGAUCUAAACCAUUAAAGGAGGUCGAAGAAGAUGAAAAUGCACAUGAUACUACUCCAACCCAAGGCCCACAUGUGGAGCAACCAAAUAUGGCAGCGAAUGUUGGCAUGAAUGCAUUGCAAGUACCCAAUGUUGCUGGGUGUUUAUGAAGUUUAGAUGCACACUUCAACUGUAAUUUUUUGAAACUUGACAUUUCUCACAGAAAAGUUGCAUUGCAAGUAAUGUUUUGAAAUUGUAAUGUCUUGAAUAGUAAGUUAUAUCCUUGUAGAACAAUAGAUGGCUUUAGUAUAACUUUUGGAAGGCAACACUGAUAUAGCUUUCUGUAGUUGCA
Messenger RNA from Rhododendron vialii, 2990 nucleotides. RefSeq names its product protein FAR1-RELATED SEQUENCE 5-like. The transcript has 3 exons. The record is from RefSeq and is a predicted model, not a curated record. The coding region runs from base 259 to 1608 and encodes 449 amino acids. NCBI's taxonomy places the organism in Eukaryota, Viridiplantae, Streptophyta, Magnoliopsida, Ericales, Ericaceae. Gene Ontology annotation, biological process: regulation of DNA-templated transcription.